AUGGGAAGUGGUACCUCAGCCCAACAUCACUUUGCUUUCCAGAAUGCAGAGAAAGCCUUCAAGGCAGCAGCCCUGAUCCAGAGAUGGUACCGGCGCUACAUGGCACGCCUGGAGAUGAGGCGGCACUGCACCUGGCGCAUCUUCCAGUCUAUCGAGUAUGCUGGGCAGCAGGACCAGGACAAGCUCCAUGAUUUCUUCAGCUACCUUGUGGAUCACUUUACCCCCAACAGCAACCAUGAGAGAGACUUCCUGAACUGCAAAUUCACCACAGAGAGAUUCCUCCAGGACUCUGAGAUGGAGAAAGGCAGUGACUAUGAAUCUAUAGAGGUACCAGACAAUUACACGGGGCCACGCCUCUCCUUCCCACUCCUUCCUGACCACGCAACUGCCCUGGUGGAAGCUUUCAGACUGAAACAACAGCUCCAUGCUCGCUAUGUCUUGAAUCUUUUGCAUGAAACCCGGAAACACCUGGUACAACUGCCAAACAUCAACCGGGUCUCCACCUGUUACAGCGAGGAGAUCACAGUGUGUGGUGACUUGCACGGCCAGUUGGAUGACUUAAUAUUUAUAUUUCAUAAGAAUGGCCUUCCAUCACCAGAGAGGGCCUAUGUCUUCAAUGGUGACUUUGUGGAUCGAGGCAAGGAAUCAGUAGAGAUCCUGAUGACUUUUGCCUUCAUGUUGGUUUACCCAAAAGAGUUCCAUCUUAACCGAGGAAACCGUGAGGACCAUAUGGUGAACUUACGAUAUGGCUUUACCAAGGAAGUGAUGCAUAAAUAUAAGACACAUGGCAAGAAAAUACUAAAAAUACUGCAGGAUGUUUUCUGUUGGCUUCCUCUGGCUACUCUGGUUGAUGAGAAAGUCCUGAUUCUUCAUGGCGGAGUGUCAGACAUGACUGACCUGGAGCUUUUGGCUAAACUAGACAGGCACAAGAUCGUUUCCACCCUGUGGCGCAAAACGAGAAAGCAGAAGGGGAAGCAGCCUGCGAAAGAGAAGGCCGCCCCGACAAGCCACGCAGAGAGACCCGCCCCGUGGCUUCUGCCCCAGAGCUGCUCUCUGCCCACUUGGCCCCUCCACCUGGGCUCCCCCGGGCGGCACCGAACCAGCCGCUCCUCCAGCAUCCCCUGCAGCCGUCCGGUCGAGCCCCUCGAGCUGGCCCCACGCGGAGGGAGCUCUGCGGACCUGGGGCGGGGGUGCCGGCAGCAGGCAGGCCUCCCCAAGAGCCGGGCCGGAGGGGCGCCCCCGCUCUUCACGCCAGAAGCAGGCCCAGAGGCCGAGGAGCCCCUGCAGGCCACGCAGGAGGAGUGGAAGCAGGUGGUCGAUAUACUGUGGAGCGAUCCCAUGGCCCAGGAGGGCUGCAAAGCCAAUACCGUUCGAGGAGGAGGCUGUUAUUUUGGACCUAAUGUAACAGAACAGUUGCUACAGAAAUACAACCUGCAGUUCCUGAUCCGCUCCCACGAGUGCAAGCCUGAAGGCUACGAGUUCUGCCACAGGCGCAAGGUGUUAACAAUCUUUUCUGCCUCCAACUACUAUGAAGUUGGCAGUAACAGAGGGGCCUAUGUCAAACUGGGACCGGCCCUGACCCCAUACGUCGUGCAGUAUCAAGCUAAUAAGGAGACCCACAGGCUGACUAUGAGGCAAAGGAUUAGCAGAGUAGAGGAGUCAGCUCUGAGAUCUCUGCGGGAAAAGUUAUUUGCUUCUUCUUUGGAUCUUCUUGGUGAAUUUAAGAAGCAUGAUGCAGAUAAAACUGGUUUAAUCACUCUUAGUGCCUGGGCAGAAGCUGUGGAGUCUGUGCUGCAUCUAGGACUGCCAUGGCUCAUGCUGAGGCCUCAGCUGGUGAACAGUUCAACAGAUAACACAUUGGAGUACAAGUCCUGGCUGGAGGACUUGGCCAAAGAACAACUGAGCCGUGAGAACAUACAGUCAAGUUUGCUGGAAACAUUGUAUCGAAACCGAUCCAACCUAGAGGCCAUUUUUAGGAUCAUAGAUAGUGAUCAUUCAGGGUUCAUCUCACUGGAUGAGUUCAGGCAGACUUGGAAGCUAUUCAGCUCUCAUAUGAACAUUGACAUCACAGAUGACUGCAUCUGUGACCUUGCCCGGAGCAUUGACUUCAACAGGGAUGGCCACAUCGACAUCAAUGAGUUCCUGGAGGCUUUCCACAUUGUGGAGCAAUCCUCCACAGAGGGUGAUACUUCAGACUGCCCCCAAGCCACAAACACAGAUAACAGUGGCUGCAGCAAACCAAGCAAACACUAA
Molecule: messenger RNA, 2253 nt
Organism: Nyctereutes procyonoides (raccoon dog)
Lineage: Eukaryota; Metazoa; Chordata; Mammalia; Carnivora; Canidae
Gene: PPEF2
Product: protein phosphatase with EF-hand domain 2
Biological process (GO): detection of stimulus involved in sensory perception; negative regulation of MAPK cascade
Cellular component (GO): cytosol; nucleus
Molecular function (GO): calcium ion binding; Hsp90 protein binding; manganese ion binding
Source: RefSeq, a predicted model, not a curated record